AUGUUACCACCAACUGAGGCAAUGUCAAAUAUAGUAAGAUCCAUUAGGAACAAUUGUGUGGUGUUGGACCUGCAUCUACAUUAUAAGCAAUCCAACAAAUUAAGGAACGAAAUAAAACACAUCAAUCUGAUAACCAACGAGCUCUCCAAAAUUUGUAACAUAUUGUACAAUCGACCAACAUUCUCAUCGUUGCCAAGAGAUAUAUCAAAAUCAAAACCAAAACUAGAAUUAGUCUUAGCUUCUUCAAACGUUAAUAUUUUGUCCCGAAUAUUGGCAAGUGUGAAUGGCAUUCAGAUUCGUGACCAGAUAAGCGAUGAAGGAGCUAAUUUACACUCAGAAUUCGAUUCAAAUAUUAUCCCUCCCGAUAAAGUAGAUUUUCGUCUUAAUGAGCUCUAUAAUAGUCUUAAAUCUGGUUGGGCAUCAAAAAAGGGCAUAACUCAAAAUGCGUUAAUAUCUCCUUGGGUCUUUAGUUCUAUCUCACCCAGCAUUCUAGACACGAUUAAUGACUAUGAGGCUCCAAUAAUCACCCUGACUGAUAAUCUGGUUCAAGAUCAGCAUAAAAAUGGAUUGACUGAGACUGGAUUCCUUGAAGGUGAUGAUUUCAACAUUUCAACUACAUUUAUAUCAGGUAAUUCUGAUAUGCAAGAAACAACACUUGGUAACAUUUUAAACUUAUCUUCAACCUUUCAUCGCAGUCUGGGAACUACUUCACCUACACUGAGAGCUUGGUUUCAUGGCAUUAAUAACAUCGAUGUUCAGGAUCCGGAGUCGCUUCAAAAAGAGAAGGAGAAAUUGGAUCUCCUGCUACAUGGAUUUUCAGGACUUUAG
Messenger RNA from Naumovozyma castellii, 828 nucleotides. RefSeq names its product Mss18p (gene MSS18). Bases 1 to 828 code for a protein of 275 amino acids. NCBI's taxonomy places the organism in Eukaryota, Fungi, Ascomycota, Saccharomycetes, Saccharomycetales, Saccharomycetaceae. The record is from RefSeq and is a predicted model, not a curated record. The transcript has a single exon.